ACUUCACAGUUUCAGAAAGCAAGGAAGAAAACCCUAAGCUCAUUCUUUCUUCUACUUCUUCUCUCUCUUAGAAGUAUCUACACAAAAAAUAUUGGAAAAUUGUCCAGAUUCGAACACUUAAUAAAAGCAGUUAAUUAAUAAAAAAGAAAACUCUCUCGAAAAUAUCAACACGUGCCUCUCAUUUUUUCUUGAUCCUUUUUCUUGAUCUUUCUCUGAUCUCCUCAAGUGCUCAUCACAUUAUCAAUUUACCAUCAUUCAUCGUCUAAAAAUAAUGGGAUUUUCUUGAGCUUUCAUCCGAUAACUAGGUUUUCAUUAUUCUGUUAUUUUGUUAAACAAAGGUUGAUUGGCAGUUUAUAUUGUAUAGUUUGUUGUUGUACGCAAGGAUAAUUCUUUUUUUGUGGGAGUAGCAAGGAGUUGAGUGCUAAUAAAUAAUUGUCAAAUGGCGGAAAUGGUUGGCCCAAGGUUGUACAGUUGCUGCAAUUGCAGAAACCAAGUUGCCCUUCACGAUGAUGUUAUAUCGAAAUCUUUUCAGGGUAGAAAUGGUCGAGCCUUUUUGUUCUCCCAUGCAAUGAACAUAAUGGUGGGUCCUAAGGAGGAUAGACAAUUGAUGACUGGUCUUCACACGGUGGCUGAUGUCUACUGCUGUGAUUGCCGAGAGGUGUUGGGUUGGAAAUAUGAGCGGGCUUAUGAGGAAACUCAGAAGUACAAGGAAGGGAAAUUCAUUCUUGAGAAGUCAAAAAUAGUCAAAGAAAACUGGUAGUAACCGUGUAAAUUUUCUGGAUGAUUCUCCUGAUCUAGCAAGUGUAUGGAUGCCUUUGCGUGUUUUUUUUCUUCCCAAUUGAAAAUAUUUACGUAUUGUUCUUCCCUGUGCAUUCUUCUUGUGUUCCUUGUGUGGAUAUUGUACUGGAUAUUAUUCAUUUUGUUAAUAAAAUUGUGAAUAAUUCUCCCUA
Theobroma umbraticum is the source of this 950-nucleotide messenger RNA. Its product is annotated as protein yippee-like At4g27745. The record is from RefSeq and is a predicted model, not a curated record. NCBI's taxonomy places the organism in Eukaryota, Viridiplantae, Streptophyta, Magnoliopsida, Malvales, Malvaceae.